UUUUUAGAGAAGGGGUUAGCCUUUGUCCUGUCAUUCAUCAAAAUGCACCCAUCUUAAGGUCACUUUUUAUUAUGCGAGAAAUUGAUCUGACAGAGAUUCCCAUUUCUCGAGACAUGAUUUGUUGUUUUCAAAUGGGAUUUCUUCUGAUUCGAGCUGCCACUGCUCUCACUGCAUUUGCCAUUCUAACAGUGCGGGGAUGGCCUGACAGGGUUCUCAUUAUAUAUAUUUAUAGAGCGAUACACGAACAUACAGCUGAUACUCGAAGGCUUCAAAGUGUUGAAAAUCUCUGAUCUACAUUUUCCAACUUUGUAUAAGGCUUUGUGAUCACAGUUAUUCAGUUUUUUUUUUUCACCCCACUCCAU
Molecule: messenger RNA, 362 nt
Organism: Nezara viridula (southern green stink bug)
Lineage: Eukaryota; Metazoa; Arthropoda; Insecta; Hemiptera; Pentatomidae
Source: the annotation of a GenBank genome assembly